Messenger RNA from Gallus gallus (chicken), 2358 nucleotides. RefSeq names its product PHD finger protein 7-like. NCBI's taxonomy places the organism in Eukaryota, Metazoa, Chordata, Aves, Galliformes, Phasianidae. Bases 82 to 1695 code for a protein of 537 amino acids. The record is from RefSeq and is a predicted model, not a curated record. Gene Ontology annotation, cellular component: nucleus. The transcript has 8 exons.
GUUGUCAGAGGAGCGUGCAGAGGAGUAAGCCCAGCGCUGCCGGAGCAGGAACUCUGCAAGUGCUCGCUGUCGACGUGCGCCAUGUGCUCGAGGACGUGGGGGGCUCCCAUCUUCAGGGAGCCAGCGUGCAUGCUGUGCGGCCAGACAGAUGCCGACCCGGACAUCUGUGGGUCCAAGCAGCUGGACUUUGGGAUGUGUGCCCAUGCGUUCUGUAUGGCAUUUUCCAACGGCCUUUUCCAGCAGGCCACAAUAGUGGGCAGAACUGCAGAGGUGUCCCCUGAAGACGUCCAACGCGUAGUCCGGGAGGCAGAGCGGAAGCACUGCUUCAUCUGUGGCGAGACGGGGGCCCCCAUCACCUGUGCAGAGGCGGGCUGUGAACACAGUUUCCAUCUCCCCUGCGCCCGGGAGGGUGACUGUGUCACCCAGUACUUUGGAGAGUACAGUUCAUUCUGCCAGAAGCACAGCCCUAAGCAGGCUGCGGAGGUGGCUCCAGCGCAGGAUACCAACUGCAUUAUCUGCAUGGAGCCAGUGGGGGACAAGAAGUCCUACCACACCCUGGUGUGCCCAGCCUGCAAACACGCCUGGUUCCACCGGGCCUGCAUCCAGGUAGGAGCCCUCCCCUCAACCAGCGGGCAAGCUGCAGCGGGCAAUCGGCAGCACCCGAGCCUGCUCCCGCUCCCACUGAUCGUGUUUCUGCUACAGGGACAGGCCAUCCGUGCAGGCGUUAACUGCUUUCAGUGCCCCCUCUGCCGAGAUGCGGAUGCCUUUCUAUCCGACAUGCUCGUCAUGGGCAUCCGAAUCCCUCUCAGCGGACCAAUGUGGGAGGACGGCAACGCAUACGCAUCGCUGGGAUUGAGACACGGGCGCUGCGAUGCCAGCGAGUGCCUUUCCCCACAGGGCAGGGGGCAGGCAGAGGAAGAGGGGCCCUGGGAGCUGCUCCUGUGCAGCUCCUGUGCUGCGGAAGGCACUCACCGGCGCUGCUCCUACCUGAGCAACAACGCAGACGCUUGGGAGUGCAAAGCCUGUGCUGGCAUGGGCACCGCCUCCAGUGUCAUCUCAGAGGUCACCGGCCCCAGCACCGCCAGCCAACGUGGUCUGCUGCCAUCCCACGGCUCCACAGCACCCGAGAGCGGCAGCUCCAGCACAGCCAGCCCGGCACCAUCAGGGCCGGUUCACAGCUCCCAGGUGCCUGAGAGCGGCAGCCUGUCCAGCCAGCUUGGGACAGGCCAUGGGGAUGAUGACAUCUACAAUCAUCCCCAACGUUGCCGUGGGAGCAGCCGAGCUGCGGCUCCAUCGGGUGCUGCUGAUAGAUGCACCCCAACAUCUGCCAGUCAAAGGGCAUCGCUGUCCUCAAGGGCUUCCCUGGCAGUUGGCAGCCGCAGGUCCAGACAGGGAGAGCGGACUCGGACACGAAGCCGCUCUCCAAUACAAUCUCAGGCCCCGGAUUCCCACAGCCAUCCCCAAAGGUGCUCCAGGAGGAGCCGUGCACCAGCUCCAAGGGCUGAGGGUGGCUCCCAGCUCAACACCAGACGGGGAGCACUGGGGUCUUCAAGGGAUUCCACCGCGGCUCAUCAGAGAAGCCAGUCCAGGCAGCGUGAGCAGGCCCGGGCAAGAAGCCGCUCCCCUGUGGGCCGUGGGCCUGCAGAAUCCCGGGGCCAGCUCCAAAGACACCACAGGAGCCAGUCCAGGCGAUGAGGGCCGGCCCAGGUGCAAAGCUGCUCCUGGGCUCGUCAGGCUGAGAACACCCACAGCCGGCCCCAAAGGUUUCUCGUGAGUCGCCGGAUGCGAGCCCCGCGUGCUGGCUCUGGUCCUCAGAGGCCAGCACAAUAAAACUUAGAGAUCUCAUAGACAUUUGUCAGUGUUGUUCUUCUCUGCCUUUCCCAAGGUGGGAUGCAGUCAGGGCCGGAACCACAGGGUAGUCUUCUCCCUAGCACUUAUGCCCCUCUACCAUCCUUCCCUUUGCGUGGCUCUACGCAGAGCUGGGUUCCAACUCCAUUGGGGCUCAACAUCUCCUAAUGCCCACAGGCCAAGGCCGUGCUAGCACGGGCAGCCCUGUUCUGGGGGUGUUUCUGGCCUUGGGGCAGCCUCUGCGUUCAGAGCGUGCAGGCAGCCUCCCCCACCAGCCAUCUGUGGGCUGGGCCAGGACCUGCCUGGGCUCUCCUCCUGCACUGCUGCAGCGCCAGCAGGUCCGAGUAGAGGUUCUGCUUUGGGGAUGCUACAGCGCAUCAACUGCCUGAACCACUAAUUUCUAUCCCAAAGUCCUGUAGGCCCCUUGCAGGUACUGGAAGGUCGCUAUGAGGUCCCCCCGGGCGCCUUCUCCAGGCUGAGGAGCCCCUACUUUCUCAGCCUCUUCUCAUG